Diatraea saccharalis (sugarcane borer) is the source of this 645-nucleotide messenger RNA. The record is from the annotation of a GenBank genome assembly. Lineage: Eukaryota; Metazoa; Arthropoda; Insecta; Lepidoptera; Crambidae.
AUGGAUGCAGUUCAUUACGCGCCCGCGCUGGGUGGCGGCCGCGUCCCUAACGACACACUCAUAAACGCAUCUGACAGCGACUUAUUGUCGAAGAGACGAGCGCUAGCGAUCCCGCGCGACCGAUACGGUGAGAUGUUAUCGCCCCCGGCCGGCAGGAAGCGCUUCAGCCCAUUUAAGGGUGCAUUAAAAUCGAAUACAUCAUAUUUGUUUGAUUUCCUAGUUCGCGUUUUGCCCUGUAAUUAUACAAGUCACCGUCCGUGGCCGGAUCUCUGGCGGCGUAUGUUUCCGACGGUGCGGGUAUCGUUUGCCGGUUGUCGUACGGAUGCGCGAUAUGCCGUCCUGCUGGACGUUGUGCCGGUGGACGGCAAGCGGUACCGGUACGCGUAUCACCGCUCCUCAUGGCUGGUGGCCGGCAAAGCAGACCCUCCUGCACCUGCGCGUCUCUACCCACACCCUGACUCACCAUUCAGCGGGGACCAGUUACGCAAACAAGUCGUCUCCUUCGAAAAAGUCAAGCUCACUAACAACGAGAUGGACAAAAAUGGCCAGGUACUAGAUUUAAUGUCUCCACAAAUCACCUUUACACCUGUACGUAUGAUUAAUGAUUUGACAUCCAACGGAACUAUUACUGUUGUCAUAUCAUAG